Anopheles moucheti is the source of this 1639-nucleotide messenger RNA. It is a transcript of the gene Fkbp12, whose product is annotated as peptidyl-prolyl cis-trans isomerase Fkbp12. The coding region runs from base 180 to 506 and encodes 108 amino acids. The record is from RefSeq and is a predicted model, not a curated record. Gene Ontology annotation, molecular function: peptidyl-prolyl cis-trans isomerase activity. The transcript is spliced from 3 exons. Lineage: Eukaryota; Metazoa; Arthropoda; Insecta; Diptera; Culicidae.
AAUCGACGCGCAAGACGGAAGACAUUUUCUUUUCAAGCCGUAAAACCAACGUUUGCAAGUGUUUGAGCUCACUCGCAGCACCGCAGUCUGUGACCUUCACGUGGAAGUAGUGCAAUCUUUGCCGGCUAAUUUUUCACCACUGUCGCCAAGAAGCCGUAACUAGGCAGCAAGAAAAAAAGAUGGGUGUACAGAUUGUCCCAAUUGCCAACGGUGACCAAACCACCUUCCCGAAACCGGGUCAAACUGCGGUCGUUCACUACACCGGAACUCUGGACGAUGGUACGGUGUUCGAUUCGUCGCGUACCCGCGGCAAGCCAUUCAAGUUCUCGGUCGGCAAAGGUGAGGUGAUCCGCGGCUGGGAUGAAGGUGUCGCCCAGAUGUCGGUCGGUCAGCGCGCCAAGCUGGUGUGCUCGCCGGACUACGCCUACGGUAGCCGUGGCCACCCGGGUGUCAUUCCGCCGAACGCUCGGUUGACCUUCGACGUGGAGCUGCUGCGAGUAGAAUAAGCAGCAUCCUCCCGGGAUGCUUGCGCACAUACGUUUCACAUGCAAAUAUUUACCAGAUACACCGAUGCAUUGACCGAUACCGAAUGAAGUCAGAUGACGACUCGUCUUGAAGUGUGGCAAACAAUCGAUGGAAGAGACGCAGCGAAAGAAAGUUGAUAAGAACACAUAGAAACACACCCCUAUCAUCUCUCUUUCCUUGCAAACAACACAUUCUUAUCGUCUCGUUCGUAGCAGUCAGUAGAGAUUAUCUCUUUAACAUCCAUCACAAAAUACAGCAGCAUUAUGGUUAAACUUUAAAGCGAGCUACCUCCGUUCAAUGUCGCGCUUAAUAGUCUGUUUUAUUGGAAACAUUAUUAAAAAAGCUCAUCUUUAGUAGUUACGUUUUAACUUAACCUAUUUUUCCAAUUUUUAAUUCCAAAUUGCACCGAAUUGCAUUUACAUAUUGCACACCGGCUAAAGAAAAGGAUCGUGAAAUUGAUUAGUAGAACGAAUGGGAAAGAGGAAGUACCAUAUAGCUAGAAGGUGGUAGCGUAAUACGUGGUACGAGAAGAAUUGUUAAAUCAAAAGCUAAUAGCGGAAAGAUAGAUCGCUGGAAGAACCAAUUCGCAUAUAAUUAAGCUAAUUGCAAAUGUCCCAUUAUUACACAUUCGUGGCUGAUUGUGAACGAUGAUGAUGAUGAUGAUAAAAACGAACUUACUUUUCAAGCACUUGCCAACUUGUCUUCUCUACGAAAAUUAGCGCUCAGGGCGGAAGUUUCCUAUUUCUUCUUUGCUGUAGAAAUACAAUCAUUCAGCACUGCACAUGCAAUAUGCCGCAGAAGUCAGUUAGUUAAUCUACCGGGUUGGGUGUUUUGGGUGUCCAGUUUGAAGCAUUUAUUCGUAACCAUCAUGGGUGCAUCUCUCUUGAUGGAGGUAAUUGCAUCGAUGGGAAUUUAUCUCUGUUUGAGGAAAGAUAGAGCAUAGAGGAUAGUUUAACCAGUUCAACCUCCCCAUUUGACAUACAUAUUAGCUAUCGUACUGCCCGGAGUGCAAACAAGUUUGGUAAUUCUAAAGAAUAUCUCUACACAAUAUUGGUCAUGGUCGGAACAAUGUGAAAUUUACUGAAAUUCAAUAAACCAUUAACUCUAUACCAAA